AUGCCAAACGGAGCUGGGUCUAAGUCUUCAGCCUCGGCUGCAGCUGGAGUGGGCGACGGCGACUCCAUUCUCAACGCCAGCAGCAACAAUGUCAACGGUAGUUUCUCCAAAGCGUUGAAUUCGGGCGCGGUGUCGCCCGCAUCGAAGAAGUCGCCUCGCCUGCCCAAGUGUGCUCGGUGCAGGAAUCACGGCUACGUGUCGGCCCUGAAGGGACACAAGAGAUUCUGCAUGUGGAGAGAGUGCCAGUGUAAGAAGUGCAACUUGAUCGCAGAGAGGCAGCGAGUCAUGGCAGCACAGGUGGCCCUCAGGAGACAGCAGGCUCAAGAGGAAGAACUGGGCAUCAGCCGACCCAUUCCCCUGCCCGGAGCCGCCGAACUGCUCAUCAAGCGCGAGAAUGCAACUCCGAACAGCUCGUGCGCGCUGGGCACCGGGGGAUCGGGCUUGCCCAUAGCCUUUGCUGCAACUGCUCCUAGCCGAGUUCCCAUCAAGGGGCGAUUGCAUCUCCAGGAUAUCCCUUCCAUAACCAGCAGAGGGCACCUGGAGGCCACCCCAGACCUGGUAGUGGACUCUUCCUACUACAGCAACUUUUAUCAGCCGUCUCUCUAUCCAGCUUACUACAACAAUCUUUACAACUAUCCCCAGUACCAGCAAAUGAAAACUCCAGAGAGCCGGUUUUCGGGCCACAAUGUGACACCUCAGUACAGGAUGCAUUCCUACUACUCUGCUGCCUCUUACCUGGGACAGGGACUAAGCACAGCUGCUUGUGUUCCUCAGCUGUUCACUCUGGAAGAUGGCUCCUCCUUCUCAGAUGUAAAAUCCAAUGUAUUUUCACCUUCCAGUAGCCAGGACUCAGGUUUGAUCUCUCUGUCCAGCAGUUCCCCUGUCAGCACCGGAAGUAUUAAACAAGAGUGUGAAUCUGUCACCGAGUCUGGCACCUUCUCUGUCGAUUCCAUUAUUGAGAAUGCAGAAUCGUCCAGUAGCAUCAAUGAUGCAGUUGCAAAUGACGCCCAGGAUGACCAGCUGGGAUGUCACCAGCCGCAGCGAGAGCUGGUGGAAGAUGACCAUGACAUCCACGUUGAAAAGCUGACAUUUUGUACAUUGUUUACUCUAGGUGCCUGUGUUGCUUUAUAG
This is a messenger RNA of Pristis pectinata (smalltooth sawfish), 1131 nucleotides long. It is a transcript of the gene dmrt1, whose product is annotated as doublesex and mab-3 related transcription factor 1. Gene Ontology annotation, cellular component: nucleus. Lineage: Eukaryota; Metazoa; Chordata; Chondrichthyes; Rhinopristiformes; Pristidae. Gene Ontology annotation, molecular function: DNA-binding transcription factor activity, RNA polymerase II-specific; RNA polymerase II cis-regulatory region sequence-specific DNA binding. Bases 1 to 1131 code for a protein of 376 amino acids. The transcript has 8 exons. Gene Ontology annotation, biological process: sex differentiation; regulation of transcription by RNA polymerase II. The record is from RefSeq and is a predicted model, not a curated record.